This is a messenger RNA of Chara braunii, 1522 nucleotides long. The record is from the annotation of a GenBank genome assembly. NCBI's taxonomy places the organism in Eukaryota, Viridiplantae, Streptophyta, Charophyceae, Charales, Characeae.
UCUCUCUCUCUCUCUCUCUCUCUCUCUCUCUCUCUCUCUCUCUCUCUCUCUCUCUCUGUGCCCAUCAUCGGAAGACAUGCGACCUGGCCAUCUCGGCAUGGUGCUUGCCGCCGUCAUUCGAUGGGUGCGAAUGAGGGAGAAAGUGUGCGUGCUCAUGGCGAUGAUGCUCAUGCUUGCUGUGACGAACAUUGUCGCCAUGCACAAUGCGACCACAAUCUUGUUGUUCCUAGCAUACGACUUGCAUGAAGGACAUGGCGGGGGAGGAGCUUUCAAUCCGUUGGGAGGCAGAGGACGGAGACGGCUUUGGGUCCGAGAGCAAGUGGGAGGGACAUGGGAGGAGCUGAAUAUGGAGGGACUGGGACACGAGAAAAAAUUCCGUGAGUACACUCGGCUUACGAGGCCUCUGUUCGACGAGAUUUUGGAGCGGAUCGCACCGAGGAUACAAAGGAUGGACACCCAUUAUCGACAGGCUUUGCCGGCGUCUUUGAAGUUCGCCUUCGCGCUAUACCGAUGGGCGACGGGGGGAUAUUACCGACAGUGUGGCAAAGACUUCGGAUUAGGACGGCACAGUGCCAUCAGAUGCACGGACGACGUCGCAAGAGCUCUCUGUGACGAGUAUGGCCAUGUGUUGUCUUGGUCGACAGGGGAUCGCUUGCAAAAGACUUUAGAUUAUUAUGAGGGGAAAGGAUUCCCUGGUUGUUUCGGUGUGAUUGACUGUACACAUAUCCUUAUCGACAAGCCCCGUGGUGGUGAGGCUGAACCAUAUUUCGACAGAAAUAGGCAGUAUUCCAUCGUCGCACAAGUAGUGUGCGAUGAGAACCUGCACAUUUUGGACGUCAGCGUCGGGGCCCCGGGGGCGGUGCACGAUUCUCGUAUACUGCGCCUUUCCGAUCUGUACAAUCGCGGGGAGGAGGGUAGGGAGCCUUUCAUUCGGAGGACAAACGUCCUCAUAGAUGGCACUGUAAUGGGACGAUAUCUGAUGGGGGACGCUGGUUAUCCGAUCCUCCCGUGGCUGAUGAUUCCGUUUGGAGGAUGUGAGCGGACUACAGAGGAAAGAGCGUUUGAUAACAAGUUCUCCGCCCUUCGCAGUGUGAUCGAAAGGUGCUUUGGUCGGUUGAAAGGAAUGUGGCGUUGCUUUGGUCGGAAACACAUAGCUAAUAUGCGCAACGUGUGUUACCAGUUUUUCGUGUGCUGCAUUCUGCACAACAUCAUCAUGGACGCAGGCAUCCUGGUCGACGAAGACUUGCUGCGAUGGAGAGGGGGGGAAGAUAGCGACGAAGACAACGACGACGAUGGACCAGCGCGUGACGAUGAUGGCGACGAAGGGGAUGAUGCCGAGGCUCAGCUGCGUAGAGAAGGCAGUUUAUUGUACGCUACCCAUCGCAUUCGUCGCGAUGCCGCAACUGCUCUCCGAUCGUCUGUUGUCCGUCACGCUCUUCAUGUCUCUCGAGUGUUUGGUGUUCACGGUGGUGCACAACAGCGGUAGGGUAGAUUGAACCACGACAACGGGCAUAGACACGGA